GCGCGCUCUCGAUGCUGUUGCAUUCCGCCUGUGCUCACGUGUUGUGUGUGUAUAAAAGCUGUCCGUCCUCGCUCAUCAUGAACAGAGUGUCUCCGGACAAACGGCGAAAGAUGGAGUCGGCGCUCAACCAGCUGAAAAAGUACACCGUGGUGGUGGCGGACACGGGAGACUUUAAUGCCAUUGAUGAGUACAAGCCUCAGGAUGCCACCACCAACCCAUCUUUGAUUCUGGCUGCUGCCAAGAUGCCAGCCUACCAGAACCUGUUGGAUCAAGCCAUCAAAUACGGCACCUCCAAGGGCGGAACUGAAGACGAGCAGAUCGCAAACACCAUGGACAAGUUGUUUGUGAGUUUUGGCCUUGAGAUCCUCAACAAGGUCCCGGGCAGGGUGUCAACCGAGGUGGAUGCCAGACUGUCUUUCGAUAAAGAGGAAAUGGUGGCCAAGGCUUUGAGGCUCAUUGCACUCUAUGAAGAAGCAGGCAUCAGCAAGGAGCGUGUACUCAUCAAGCUGUCGUCCACAUGGGAGGGAAUCCAAGCUGGCAAGGAACUUGAAGAAAAGCAUGGUGUUCAUUGCAACAUGACCCUGCUGUUCUCUUUUGCACAAGCGGUGGCCUGUGCCGAAGCAAAGGUAACGCUCAUCUCGCCCUUCGUUGGCCGCAUCCUGGACUGGUACAAGGAAAACACAGACCGUAAAAGCUACGAGCCCCAUGAAGACCCAGGAGUAGUGAGUGUGACGAAGAUUUACAACUACUACAAGAAGUUUGGCUACAGCACUGUGGUGAUGGGCGCCUCCUUCCGAAACACCGGACAGGUCAAAGCCCUGGCAGGCUGCGACCUGCUCACCAUUUCACCCAGCCUGCUAGCAGAACUCAGCCAGGACCACAGCGCUGUCUCUGAGAUGCUCAAAGUGGAAACUGCCAAGGAGUGCGACCAACAAAAGCUUCACCUGGACGAGAAGGACUUCCGCUGGCAGCACAAUGAGGACCGUAUGGCAGUGGAGAAACUGUCCGACGGAAUCCGCAAGUUUGCUGCAGACGCCAUUAAGCUAGAAACCAUGAUAAAAGAGAAAAUGCACGGUGUUAAAAAUGGCCAGUAACGGGCAUGAAGGGGGUGUCGUGACGUAUACGCAGUCAGGACUCUGCCUUGUUGCCAGCUGCCAUCUCAACGGCUUUGGAAAGCACCAGAACCAUUCUCCAUCCCUCUGUGACCAAACUCCCAUCCACCUAUUCCAUAUUUGGAUGGAACCAUGUUGGUUAUGUGACCAAACAUUUAGGACUCGAGUAUUUUUGCUGUAUUUUAACACAUUAAACUAGACGGGGCGCAUCCUUCCAGAGACUCUAUUAUGGUUCUAUUAUGUAUGUGACUACUAGAGGACCAUAUGCACUUUUAACAUAAACAAAAAUGAUUUGACUAGACGAGUUUUACAUGUCUUCUACCCAUAAAUCCAAUAAAUAUCAGCUUGAGCAAUGAA
Doryrhamphus excisus (bluestripe pipefish) is the source of this 1469-nucleotide messenger RNA. RefSeq names its product transaldolase 1 (gene taldo1). Gene Ontology annotation, molecular function: transaldolase activity. The record is from RefSeq and is a predicted model, not a curated record. Lineage: Eukaryota; Metazoa; Chordata; Actinopteri; Syngnathiformes; Syngnathidae. Gene Ontology annotation, biological process: pentose-phosphate shunt; pentose-phosphate shunt, non-oxidative branch; carbohydrate metabolic process. Gene Ontology annotation, cellular component: intracellular anatomical structure; cytoplasm.